UUUGUUGAAAUUGGCAUUAUUCUCUCUGUUGUCUCUGAGAUAAUGGGAUAACUUUUCUUUUCCGGUGAAUUUUCAGGUGAAUUGGGGGAUUACGAUCCCGAGAUCCACGAAGGGAACUAUAUCUCCGAGCACAAAUUACUGAAGAUACAGACGACGACGAUCGAGGAGAAAGCGAUGGAGCUGCAUCAGGGUCAGCUGAAAGGGUUCACACCGGAACAGUCGGAAAACUACUUCCUUAGGAUAGCCUCGCAAUUGGACACGUACGCGGUCGAUCCACAUCCGGUCAAGGAUCCUGACAAGGGCACGCAGCUUCAUCUAGGCAUUAACCACUGCGGGAUCCUGACAUUCCAAGACUCACGGAAGAUACAACAUUUCCGCUGGUCGGAAGUUCAGAAGAUCAAUUUCGAAGGGAAGAUGUUUAUCGUGCAUGUGACGAUAAACGAGGACUUGAGGACGAAGAAAAAACACCUCGUCGGGUUCAAAUGUCCCACGGCAACGAACUGUCGUCACGUAUGGAGGUGCGCCAUCGAACAGAUGCUAUUUUUUACCUUGCCGAGGGCGUCGGACGCGCCGGUGGUGAGUGGCGGCUCCAUCUUCUCGUGGGGAUACAAGUUUAAAUAUACCGGAAGAACGGAGAGGGAGGUUCUGGAGGAGGCAGGUCCACUCCGGAAGGAGGAACCGCCGAUACAACGCUGCCAGACAACGUGUUUGAGAAGAAAGGCCAGCAGCGUACCGGCCACUCCCAGCACGCCGAGCCAGGACCUCGUCGAAAUACGAUAUUCCAGUCUGCCACGUAGCUGUCAUAGCGCGGGCUUGGACGGCACCGGGAUGCUGGAGGGUGGCGCGGGGGUUCCCCUCAGUUCGCCCUACUGCCCAGACAAUACCCUGCCUCUUCUGGAGACUGUAUCCGAGGACCAAGAGAUUCAUGCCAGGAGAAACAACGCCGUAGACGAAAAUGAUACGCAUGCGAGUGCCACCCACACGUCUACUACUACCAUCACCACCACCACUACCACCACCACCACCUCCAACACCAUCACCACAAACCGUGCGAAAGCCAAACUGAAAUUUCCCAAGAGCACGCUGAACCGACCGCAACCGUUGUACAGUCAGAAAAUAGUGAUAGGCUCGGAGGAGCUGGCGGGCCGCGACGUCGAGCACGUUGUGCGGCAGCGCAUUAACGACCUGAUUAACGAGCGGUGCCCGAUGGUGGUGCGGUCGACUGCUUUGAUAAUCAAGAGCUCGAAGGCGCCGGCGAGCGCCAACGGACGAGUCCCCGUCAGAGGCGUGAACCCCGCGCGCGACGAGCACGACGGUAAAGGUACGCGGGUAGAGGUAAGCGAGCUCGACGCCGAGGUAGGCCGCGGAUCGACGACGACGAAGACUGCCAACGGUUGCGCGAAUCUGGCAAACGUGAGGUCGGGGCUGUCGAAUGGAUUCGAUCGCUCGGGACGACGGGAGACAGCAGUCGGUCAGCACGAGGGCGAGGCGAACGAUUACUACUUCAGGGACUCUUUCGAUCACUCCUCGUCGGAAAGCCAGCUGCUGGACGCGUCUGGCAAACCGCACAGCCGCUCGGUCACGCCGAUACCGAAGAUGCAGAAGCUCCAGAACUCCAAGCUUUGCCUCCAGCAGCAACAGCAGCAACAUCACCAGGGCGUGCGGCGUGCGGCGGGCGGCAAGACACUCAGACACAGGAGUCUGCACGUGGUCAGGAUCUUUAUACCGGCGUUCAUGCUGACGAUCACGGUGCUGUUCAUCGUGACGGUGUUGGUGUUCGAGACGGACACGACGCUCUUCAACAGCCUGCGCAAGACGCCGGAAAUGGUGGCCUUAAGGAGCCAAUAUUACGUUCCGAUCAAGGAGUUCCUGCGGACCAAGCUCGGCCUAUUCUGAUGCGACAAGAUGACUGGGCCGAGGUCGUUCUAUGUCAUCGCGUAGCUCGCUCUCCCUUCAGUGCCAAGUUGUCAGGACGGACUCGUGACUCGGACUCGAUUGAGAGAAAUCUUACGGCCCCCACAAGGUCGCGGAAAAAAGAAAGGAAGGAGGUGCACAUCUCUUUUCCCUAUCUCUCUGGUUUCCAUCAGCCUGUGCGCGCCGUCGCGUCGCAGCUUGGUCGCACGAGCGUAAGUGCUUCGGACCGAGAGAAGACCGAGUGCUACCAAAAGCUUAAAAAUAGGUUGGAACGGAGAGGAGAGACGAGAAAUAUCGCGUUGUCGGAAGAUCAGACAAAGUCGGAAUCUCGCGUAGUAGAAACGCGAGUUCUAAUGUAACUCGACCGACAGGAAAUCAGAAUUCUGUAUAAAGGAAAAAAAAAAAACUGUACAAAGAUUGUAUUUAAUCGGGAUGUAAGCAGGAUGUAUGUAUAGAAUUGUGUUUAUACGUUUCUAUUUUAUCGGAAAUGUUCUUAAAUUGUUUACGCCAUUUUUACGAAAAACGGCUUUACGGCCGAGUGUUUUAUUUCAUCCGACUUUUCAUCAGUUGAUUCGCUAUCAUGCGAGUUGUUGCUGACUCGUCUACUAUUUUGGCAGGAUGUGAAUCCACAAAAACCUGAACUAUAUUUAUCUUGCAGAUGAUAUCAAGUCCCGCCAAUUUUCCUUACGAAAUAACAACCUCUUGCGGAAAUAUUUUUGCAAUGUAAUAGAAUAUACUUGUUUAAUAAGCAAUACUGAUAGCAGACUUAUUAAAUAUAUUUCAAUAAUAAAUUUUAAUAUUUCUA
This is a messenger RNA of Pogonomyrmex barbatus (red harvester ant), 2719 nucleotides long. It is a transcript of the gene Frmd5, whose product is annotated as FERM domain containing. Gene Ontology annotation, biological process: actomyosin structure organization. NCBI's taxonomy places the organism in Eukaryota, Metazoa, Arthropoda, Insecta, Hymenoptera, Formicidae. Gene Ontology annotation, cellular component: cytoskeleton. Gene Ontology annotation, molecular function: cytoskeletal protein binding. The record is from RefSeq and is a predicted model, not a curated record.